GGAAGAAUGAAUUUUCUGUUAAAACAGGAAGACAAAACUUUUUUAGAAAAUACAUAAAGUAUUUCAAACAACCGUGAUUUGAUACACAAAUAAAAUGUUAUAGAAUCAAAAUGUCUUUAGUCCAUUUUUGCUUUGAAAUUAUGUUCUCGGAACUUGUAAUUUUUAGGUAUGAUUCAUGCUGGGAUAGGACACUCUCAUGUCUGUUCAUUCCUGUCUGCAUUGGGUAUUCCAUCUAUACACCACAAAUGUUUGAAACGAAUGGAGAGGACAAUAGGACACGUGGUUGAACAGACUGCGCGUGACUCAUGCGCACAGGCUUCAAAACAAGAGCGGGUACAGUCGGAACUUAGAAAAACAUGUGAAGAACGUAUGGAGUUGACAACAGAACACAUAGCUGAAGAGAUUGCGCGUGAUUUAUGCGCACAGACUCCAAAACAAGAGCCGGUACAACCGGAACUUAGAACACCAGUGCCGGAAAUGCAACUGUCAAGUUCCUGUGAAGAUGACCAAAUAUCAUUUGAGGAAGCAAUGGAAAUAAUAGAAAAUGCAGCUGACGACACCGAUGAUCGUUUGGUAUAUGAAGACAAAGUCUUAAAUUCUCAACUAGGUGUGGAAAGCAUGUGCACAGCAGAAAGUUUAGACUGUUCUUUUGACAAUUCUACAACCAGUCAGGGGUUGUGCGUACUGAAUGAAGGUAUUUGCGUAUCAAGUACAAGAAAUGGAACUACGCAGUGUACACGUAUGGGAAGAACAUGUGAAUCAGACACACCAGUCGAAAUAACAGUCAGUCAAGAUGCAGCUUGGUCGAAGCGUGGUCGAGCAAUGAAUAGUUUAUCCGGCUGGGGACACGUCAUUGGAGAAAAAACACGAAAAUGCUUGAAUUUCUCUACAAGAGUCAAGAAUUGUGCCAAGUGCAAAUUAUAUAACAGAGCAAAAAAGGUAAUUACUCCUCACGACUGUAGAAAAAAUUGGUCACAGAGCUCCAAAAGUAUGGAGUCUGAUAUAGCUGUAACUUUACAUAAAGAAGCAAAGGACACUGGAUUGAAGUAAGCUG
Molecule: messenger RNA, 1054 nt
Organism: Mercenaria mercenaria
Lineage: Eukaryota; Metazoa; Mollusca; Bivalvia; Venerida; Veneridae
Exons: 5
Coding region: 169-1050 (293 amino acids)
Source: RefSeq, a predicted model, not a curated record